Pecten maximus is the source of this 1203-nucleotide messenger RNA. RefSeq names its product sodium/hydrogen exchanger 9-like. The transcript is spliced from 7 exons. Gene Ontology annotation, cellular component: membrane; recycling endosome. Bases 355 to 1188 code for a protein of 277 amino acids. The record is from RefSeq and is a predicted model, not a curated record. Gene Ontology annotation, biological process: proton transmembrane transport. Gene Ontology annotation, molecular function: sodium:proton antiporter activity. Lineage: Eukaryota; Metazoa; Mollusca; Bivalvia; Pectinida; Pectinidae.
AUUAUAGAACCUGAUGGACAGACUUGCAGUAGAAUAACAGAUCAAUUUUGACGGCCAUUAUCAAAGUUGACAUUUGCAUUUGAUGUCUAGGUCUAUUUUAAAAUGAAGUGGUAAAACUGUCUUAUAUGAAAUAACACACAAACCAUAUUUGACCUAAUAAGCACAUUUUGCUGUUACAAAAACAAGAGGGGUGUGCUUGAUAAAACCAUGUACACAGUGACAGGGAAACGUUCUCAUGCAAAAUCUGGGUUGAAAAAAUAACACAUUUUUAUCAGUUUGUUUAUUUUUAUGUAGUGAAAACAAUCAUAACUGUUUGGUGCAUUUAUUGGGUCGAAUGCAGUAUAACAGUUUCUCAUGUCCAGACUUGUCUGUAUUUAUGUGUGUUAUGAUCUGAGUCUGAUUUUGCUCUUUAACUCCAUUCACAUUACUAAAUUCACGAAGAUCCGGGACUUCCCGUUGUUGGAGACAGCCCUUUUCUUCCUCAUGUCAUACAGUACAUUCCAGGCUGCUGAGGCUGCAGGACUCACAGGAAUUGUAGCGGUCCUGUUCUGUGGAAUCACGCAGGCCCAUUAUACCUUUAACAACUUAUCUGUGGAGUCAAAACAGAGAACAAAACAGUUAUUUGAGCUGACAAACUUCCUGGCAGAAAACUUUGUUUUUCUCUAUGUGGGCGUGUCUAUAUUCACAUUCCACGCCCAGAAGUGGCACGCAGGCUUCAUCCUCUCAACAUUCCUUGCUAUCAUUGUAGCGAGGUUCUGUAAUAUCUAUCCAUUGUCACUAUUGCUCAAUCUUGGCCGUCGGAAAAAAAUCAAAAGUUCCUUCAUGAAUAUGAUGAUGUUUUCCGGUUUACGAGGGGCCAUAGCAUUUGCUCUCUCCAUCCGGAACACUUCGUCUGAAGCUAGGAGACUGAUGGUGUCCUCCACCAUGAUGGUUGUCCUGGUUACCGUCAUUAUCUGUGGCGGGUUUACCACACCUAUGCUGCAGUGGCUGCAAAUAAGGGUCGGAGUUGAAGAGGACCAGGAAACCACCGACGGUUCCAGCAUUAGAACAGCUUCGUCCCGCCAACGUCAGUACAGCUCUAUGGAGAGUCCUGUAGCAGAGACGCCCACCUUCUCAAACGAUCUGGUGCGUCAAGGUGUUGUGGGUUCUGCAUGGGUGUUUAUGUACAUAGGGCCGCCAGCAAAUUAAACGCUAGACAAAAUA